ACAGACUCACAAUGCUGUGGGACAUCAGACCCACACCGAUGUGGGACGUCACAGACUCACAACGGUAUGGGACGUCACAGACUCACAACGGAAUGGGACGUCACAGACUCACAAUGGUGUGGGACGUCAGACUCACAAUGGUUGUGGGACAUCACAGACCCGCAACGCUGUGGGAUGUUAGACUCACAAUGCUGUGGGACACCACAGAAUCAUGCCACUGUGGGACAUCAGACCCACACCGAUGUGGAACGUCACAGACCUACAACGGUAUGGGACGUCACAGACCCACACUGCUGUGGGACGUCACAGACUCACAAGGGUGUGGGACGUCACAGACCCAUAGCGGUGUGGGACGUCACAGACCCACAACGCUGUGGGACGUCACAGACUCACACCGCUGUGGGACGCUACAGACUUACGCUGCUGUGGGACGUCACAGACUCACAACGCUGUGGGACAUCACAGACUCACACCGCUGUGGGACGCUACAGACUCACGCUGCUGUGGGACGUCACAGACUCACAACGGUGUGGAACGUCACAGACCCACAACGCUGUGGGACGUCACAGACUCACGCCGCUGUGGGACGUCAGACUCACAACGGUGUGGGACGUGAGACUCACAAUGGUUGUGGGACAUCACAGACCCGCAACGCUGUGGGAUGUUAGACUCACAAUGCUGUGGGACACCACAGAAUCAUGCCACUGUGGGACAUCAGACCCACACCGAUGUGGAACGUCACAGACCUACAACGGUAUGGGACGUCACAGACCCACACUGCUGUGGGACGUCACAGACUCACAAGGGUGUGGGACGUCACAGACCCACAACGCUGUGGGACAUCACAGACUCACACCACUGUGGGACGCUACAGACUCACGCUGCUGUGGGACGUCACAGACCCACAACGCUGUGGGACGUCACAGACUCACACUGCUGUGGGACAUUUUUUAG
Nerophis lumbriciformis (worm pipefish) is the source of this 954-nucleotide messenger RNA. Lineage: Eukaryota; Metazoa; Chordata; Actinopteri; Syngnathiformes; Syngnathidae. The record is from RefSeq and is a predicted model, not a curated record.